Molecule: messenger RNA, 1425 nt
Organism: Xylona heveae TC161
Lineage: Eukaryota; Fungi; Ascomycota; Xylonomycetes; Xylonales; Xylonaceae
Product: RNA-binding domain-containing protein
Exons: 5
Coding region: 1-1425 (474 amino acids)
Molecular function (GO): RNA binding
Source: RefSeq, a predicted model, not a curated record
AUGUCCCUCGGGGACUUUUUGAACGAUGAGUCUCUUGGCUCUUGGGCGGACGAGAUGGAGGAUAUGCCUCUUCCUGCCCCUGCCCCCAGUUACGGAUCUGAGCGACGUGGUUUUGGCGCUUCUACUGGUUUCGGAGCCGGCUUCAGUGACCGUGGAGGAUUCCUUCCUCGAGAACAGCUCCCUCUCCCUGAUAAGCCCCCGUUUACCGCCCACAUUGGCAAUCUUUCCUUCGACGCCACCGAGGGUGAUAUCACCGAUUUCUUCAUGGACUGUGCCGUCACCAACGUUCGAAUUGUCGAGGACAAAAUUGAGAGACGUCCAAAAGGAUUUGGCUACGUCGAAUUUGGUACUCUGGAUGGACUCAAGAAAGCAUUGGACUUGAACAACACUCAAUUCCAGGGUCGAACAAUUAGAAUUAGCGUUGCCGAGCCUCCCAAAGAUCGUCCUGAUGCCCGUGAGCUGAACGACUGGACUCGCAAGGGCCCUCUUCCUGAAAUUCCCCGACGUGGUUCCGAUCGUGGAGGAUUCAGUGGUUUCGAGGCUGGAGAUCGUCGUCGGCCUUUUGAGGCUGGAGAUGGAAAGGUUCGCGACUUUGGAAACUGGGAGCGCAAGGGCCCACCAGCUCCCGUGUUGCCCACUGCCCCAACGAAGGAAGCGCCGCGAGACCGCAGAGAGUCCCCAUCUUGGGGUGAGGGCCGCUCCCAAGAGGGAUCGCGGCCGCCGAGAAAGGAAUAUGAAGAACGAGCUGCUGAUCGUGCACCCACCGCCCCAGAGCUGGACAAUGCCUGGCGCGCCAGAAUGCGACCUGACGCUCCUGUGAGCGCUCCCACCCCUCCUAAGGAGGCCAGUAAGGAGGCUAGCACGCCUACUUCGCCUGUCGCUCCCGCUGUCCGGCCGAAGCUUCAACUUCAGAAGCGGACAGUUUCCGAAGCCGAACCCGCGGCACCCUCUACCGCUUCUUCGGACUCGAAGGCUAGUCCUUUUGGUGCCGCUCGUCCCAUUAACACCUUUGCCAAGGAGAGAGAAAUUGAAGAGAAGAGAUUGCAGGCUCAGCGUCAAAAGAAGGAGCAAGAUGAAAAGGCGCGUGAAGAGAAGAGACAAGCCAAGGAGGCGGCCAAGGCCGAGAAAGCCGCUGCCGCCGCCGCUGGCCAGGACGAAGCUGAGAAACCUCAACCCGGAAACACUUUCAAGGCUUUGUCUAAGGAGGAAGCAAACGCCCCUGCCCAAGAGGGAUCUGAGACCCAGAAUGGUGCCAUUGUUGAUGACAAGGCCGUCAAGCCCCAGGAGACCCCGCAGGAGGGUACCUGGAGGCGGACGUCUGAGCCGACCGCAGAGAGCCUCGAAGAAGAUGGAUGGAGUACCGUAUCCAAGGCCCGCAACAACCGUCGCGGCGGCAACCAGGGCGCACGCGCCAUUGCUUCUUAA